Cololabis saira (Pacific saury) is the source of this 4348-nucleotide messenger RNA. RefSeq names its product sickle tail protein homolog. The record is from RefSeq and is a predicted model, not a curated record. The annotation marks the transcript as partial. NCBI's taxonomy places the organism in Eukaryota, Metazoa, Chordata, Actinopteri, Beloniformes, Belonidae. Gene Ontology annotation, cellular component: cytoplasm. The transcript has 18 exons.
CGAGAACCAGCCCUGUCCAGGGCUGCUGGGCUCUGAGGAAGACCUGGACCUGGAGACCAUGUGUGAUGGAGAUCUGCAGCUCCAGCCCUUCCUGAGGGGCUGCAGGGCCAGGGCCAGUCUCCCAGGGGCCCAGUCCCACUGUCACACCCAGAGGAUGCUGGGAGUGCUCUACCUGCAGUACGGAGAGGAGACCAUGCAGGUCCAGAUGCCUCCUGAAAUCAGCAGUCUGGAUUCCGUCAGGGCUCUGUUCGUCCUCGCCUUCCCCCAUCAGCUCACCAUGAAGAUGCUGCAGUCGCCCAACAUGGCCAUCUGCAUCCGAGACACCGGCCGACACCUGUACUACGACCUGGACGACCUGGACGACCUCAGAAAUGUUGCAUCUCAUUCCUUCCUGAAGGCGUAUCACCGAGACCCAGUCCAGAUGUUCCACACCAGACCGGCCGGCACCGAGCGGCGGAUCUCCAAGGAGGUGUUGUACGGCAGUCUGGGUCUGGUCCAGAACUGCAGUCUGGGUCUGGUCCAGAACUGCAGUGCCCUCCACGCCCUGCAGGGGUCCAUGUCCCCGCCCACGGUCCGGUCCAUGCCCUCGUCCCCGUCCAGGAUAGCAGCUCACGGGGGGGACAGGAGACGAGCUCCGGGCCCCGGCAGCGCCACGUUACCACGGCAACGGCUGUCCGAGGGAGGGCGGUCCAUGAGCAGCAGCAGCUGCUCCAUCCUGGAGAGGAGGGACGUCAGACCCGAUGGAGGACGUCCAGAAUCCUACUCUUCCUCUGGUCACCUGGGUCGGUCCUCCUCCCGGGCCAGUCCACCCCCCUCUACGGCUCCAGAACUGGUCCCGGGGAUCCUGGGGGGCCUGCAGCAGUACAAGGCCUCAGUCCGGCCCCUGGUGGGCUACGUGGUCCCCCAGAACCGGACCCUCCUCAGGCAGAAGAGCAUGAGGCCUGGAGAUGUUCAGCUUCCUGUGGAGACUGGAGCCCCGCCCCUUUCCCCCCACAGAGCUGCUGAUGUCAGGAUGAUUGACGGGCGAGGGCCUGGCGGUGGGGCGUCUCCAGAGAAGAUGUCAUCACUUCCUGUUUCCCUGCGGCGGGACAGUAACGGGGUGAAGAUGCCGAACAGAAGAAGCUGCUCCUCUUCCUCCAACUCCUCCGUCUUUGUGGACAGUCCUUUGGGACUUUGGGUUCAGACCCACGAGCAAGGCAGCAACGACCACAGUGAGAGGAUGAAGGCCAUGGAGCAGCAGAUCGCCAGCCUCACCGGGCUGGUGCACCAGGUCCUGUCCUUGGGUUCAGACGCUCCAGGACUCCAGGAUCGUCUCAGGGAGCAGAAUCUCCUGAACGGCCGAGCUGGGGGGUCGGCCAGGACGCAGAGCCCUCCUGCUUGGAUUGACAGCUCUGGCCCCGCCCCUCCGGCCCUCCAGGCCCCGCCCACAGGAAGUGGGGUGCAGCAGGGUCUGGAGUUGGUGAGGAGACGCCUGGAUGAACUUCGGCUGGAGCUCAGCAGACUGAGGUGUUUACAGCUGUCACACCUGGAGAGCGUGGGUUCGAUGCUGCGGAUGGCGGGCCAGGAGCUGGUGGUGCUGCUCUGGGAUUGGCUGGUUCAGUCCCAGCAGACGGAGGAGAGGCGGAGACUUGAGGUGGAAGACGACAUUGCCCACUACCUUACGCAGGAGGAGAGGAUCCUCUCCCAGCUCAGGGAGCUGGAGGACUUCGUGGCUCGGCGGCGGGGCCCGGCCCAGGUCACCCUGGCAGAGGUGGAGGAGGCCGCCGUGGGGCUGCAGCGGGUCGGGGAGCGCCUGGUGGUGCUCAGAGGUGACCUGCCCCCCCUGCAGAGGAAGAUGCGCUCGGCGCUGAGGCUGGAGCUGGAGGUGGUUCGCUUCCUGGGGGAGGAGCCUCCCAAGAUGGACGCCAUGCUGAAGAGAGUCCGGGGUCUGAUGGAGACGCUGGGCGGCCUGCGCAGACAGGUGCUCCCCCCCGGGACGGAGCCUCAAAGGGCCCAACAACAGGGUCCUCCCAAGACCUGGACUCCCCAGGACCCCCCCACACCCUCACCUCCAUCUCCUGCCUCCCUGAGACAGGCGGGGGUCAGUGUGGUUCCCCUCCCCCUCAGGACAGUCCCCCAUGGAAGGGCCUCUCCAGCAGCAGAGGCCUCUCCAGGUCCAGAAGGGUCCGGCGGUAGGAACCAGAACCAGAACCAGAACCAGGACCAGGACCAGGACCGGAGCAGAACUGAGUCCAGUCCAGGGACUGUUCCAGUCCUCCAUGAGAGCUCCCUGCCCCCCCUGGGUGGUUCUGACCCGGUCUCUGGACCUUCAGCCUCCACAGAGUCCAGAUCAGAGCUGGACUCAGGUCUGGACCCCCUGCAAGAUGAUCCUUCAGCAGCGUCUCCAGUGGAAAACCGCUCCAACGUGGACGGAGUCAGGAACCAGAGUCCAGACGGGUCCAACAGGUCCAACAGGUCUCCUCCUCAGAGAAUCCAUGCUGCCACAGGACUGACCUCCACCCCGUCAGGAGGACCGACCUCCACCCCGUCAGGAGGACCGACCUCCACCCCGUCAGGAGGACCGACCUCCACCCCGUCAGGAGGACCGACCUCCACCCCGUCAGGAGGACCGACCUCCACCCCGUCAGGAGGACCGACCUCCACCCCGUCAGGAGGACUGACCUCCACCCCGUCAGGAGGACCGACCUCCACCCCGUCAGGAGGACCGACCUCCACCCCGUCAGGAGGAGGACUGGUCUCCAGCUGCCAGGAAGAACCUGCUGGGUCUCAGGCUGAUCGUGAAAAAGCUGCCCCUCAUCCCAAACCCCCCCGACAUGCUGAGGGAAAAGCCUCAUCCCGGAUGUUUGGUUCUGAUUCCAUCUCCAAGACUAAUGCUGCACCAGGGGAGGAGCAGGAGGUAGAUGAGCAAGGCAGCACGAAGGACUUGAAGGUCUCCACCGAUUGUACCGGUCGUGUCCCGGUUGGAAAUGUGCAGGUUGGGAUAAUAAAUGUUGGUCAGAAGAAGGUGGAGGACAUUGAAGGACUGUCCUCCUUGAACCAGGGAGAGAGAAGUCCACCUGCAGGACUUCAGUCAGGAACGACGCUGGUGAAACCAGACGGUUCUGAGGGUCCAGUUUCACAGGAACAUGUUCUCCUCACGAAGGAAGCUGAUGGACAUCUUCUCUCCCCAACCAGCAGAGAAAAGCCCACCAUGUUCCCAACGGUUGGAGAAAACAUUCAGACGUUGGACACGGUUCUCCAGAAAGUACGAGCCCAGAAGUCCAGUUUGACGUUAGUCGUAACUUUACAAAAGGAAAAUCCUUCCAAGGACGACUCGUUCCAGCAGAAUAAGUCCCAGAGCUCUAAUCAGGACCAGAAACCACCAACUCCAGUCCUGAAACCGACCUGUGUUUCCCCCAGUUUGACCUCCAACACCAGCACACAUCAGAAUCAGGACAGAACCUCCCGGAACCAGUCCACCGAGGACGGGGGGAACCUGAACCCCGUCACCAUGGACGAUGAAGGACCACCUCCUCCACCUCCUCCACCACCGAUCGGCGAUAGAUUCAUUCACAGGAUUUCCAAGACCAGCUGGAAGAACAGAACGGACCCGGACGAAAGUGAUGGCUCUGUGAACGGAGACGGUGGACGCCUUCAGGACUACGAUGACAUGGAGGAGUCCGCCACCGAGCCUGUCACGGUUUACCUGGACCAGGACCUUCAGGACGCCUUCAGACGCCUGUCCACCGUCUUCGAGUGCGACGAGGAUCUGAAUCCAUCUGCAGAUCUGGAUGUAGAGACAAACGGGGAACAAGAGGAACCAGAUCUGAAAAAGGCCUUUGACAAAGAGUCAGGACGUAUUGAGACGUAUUCAGACCCCAGACCUCCAGAGACCGGCAGCUCGGUUCCUGCUGGCCGAAACUCAGAAACUCCAGAGACCGGCAGCUCGGUUCCUGCUGUCCCAGGGCAGCAGACUCUCAAGAAGGUCAAGGCCAGAAGCAAAUUCAAAUUCAGGUUUCCCAAAACCAAACUGGCAGCGCUCAGCCAGGUGAUCCGACUGGGAACCAAGAAAACGACCAAAGUGACGAGGGGCGUGGUCCCCGAGGACCAGGAGACCCCCAGGUCCAAUGUUGUCCCCGAGGACCAGGAGACCCCCAGGUCCAAUGUUGUCCCCGAGGACCAGGAGACCCCCAGGUCCAAUGUUGUCCCCGACGACCAGGAGACCCCCAGGUCCAGAUCCAGGCCACGUUCCCGGGUCCAGGCGCUUUGCAGGGAUGCGUUUGACUCCAUCAACAGCCUGGAAGAAUCCAUCAAGCAGCUGGAGAUCAGUGUGGACAGCAUCACCUCCUCCUCUGGGUUAGGAUCUCCU